CUCCCACGGGUCUCCCCCUUUUCCCAUUUCGAGGCUCUCCAUUCAUUCGACAACGCCAAUAAGCGAAGAGAGAGAGAGAUAGAGAGAGAGAGAGAGAGAGAGAGAGGGGGAGAGAGAGAGAGAGACCUCGUCUCGCGAAGGAGAGGGGAUCGCACGGAGGAGGCGACGCCAUGAUGGAUCCCUCCAGCGGCGGCGGCGGCGGCGGCGGCGGAGGAGGAGGAGGAGGGGAAGGAGGAGGCGGAGCGGCGGGGGCGAUGGAGUCGUGGGCGGCGGAGGCGGCGCGGCGGUACCAGCACCUGCUCGACCGGGCGACGCCGCACGUGGGGCGGCGGUGGGUGGGGCUCGGCGCCCUCGCCCUCGUCUACGCCGUGCGCGUUUGGUUCGCCCAGGGGUUCUACAUCGUCUCCUACGCCCUCGGCAUCUACGUCCUCAACCUCUUCAUCGCCUUCCUCUCCCCCCAGGUCGACCCCGAGGUCGAGAGCCUCGGCGACGGCCCCGCGCUCCCCACGCGCUCCUCCGACGAGUUCCGCCCCUUUGUGCGCCGCCUCCCCGAGUUCAAGUUCUGGUAUUCACUUACUAAAGCGGUAUGUAUCGCUUUCGUGGCGACAUUCUUUAGUGUGUUCGACGUGCCAGUGUUUUGGCCGAUUCUACUUUUCUAUUGGUUUGUGUUGUUCACGGUCACAAUGAAGCGACAAAUUCUUCAUAUGAUUAAAUACAAAUACGUUCCUUUCUCCUUUGGGAAGCAGCGCUACACUGGGAAAAGGGCAGCUUCUGUCGACACCGAAAUUCUUCCUAAAGAUUAAAUAUUACCAUUGGGAUCGAAAUGCUAUUCUUAGAAGAUAGCUUUGCAGGGUAAUCCAGAGUUAAAAGAUGAUUUACUUUUUCUCAGAUCGAAGGAUUAGUGAUUUUCUUUUCUAGUAAACAUUUGGUGUCAAAAGUAAAGACUGGGAAAACCUUUUGGGAUCCCGAACUUACAGCCAGCUUCAGGAAACCAGUUAUAUCUCCCCCUCUUUUCUUGUAUCUGAUUUUGUUAAUGCAAUAUCAAACCAAGCAUAAGUUUUACUGUAUCAGAUAAUUGGAGGUGGCUAAAUAUGCCAACUCUUAGUUCUAAUUUAUCGCUCUUUGUAAACGUUCCUUGUACUGAGGUAUUGGGGAAUGAUCAACUCUUUAGAAGAAUAAAAUUUGAGCAACAUCCUCGAUCAAA
Ananas comosus (pineapple) is the source of this 1204-nucleotide messenger RNA. Its product is annotated as protein RER1A-like. The record is from RefSeq and is a predicted model, not a curated record. Lineage: Eukaryota; Viridiplantae; Streptophyta; Magnoliopsida; Poales; Bromeliaceae. Bases 171 to 803 code for a protein of 210 amino acids. Gene Ontology annotation, cellular component: Golgi membrane. Gene Ontology annotation, biological process: retrograde vesicle-mediated transport, Golgi to endoplasmic reticulum; protein retention in ER lumen. The transcript is spliced from 3 exons.